This is a messenger RNA of Chenopodium quinoa (quinoa), 1269 nucleotides long. RefSeq lists its product as uncharacterized. The coding region runs from base 1 to 1269 and encodes 422 amino acids. The record is from RefSeq and is a predicted model, not a curated record. Gene Ontology annotation, molecular function: DNA binding; transposase activity; zinc ion binding. Lineage: Eukaryota; Viridiplantae; Streptophyta; Magnoliopsida; Caryophyllales; Amaranthaceae. Gene Ontology annotation, biological process: DNA transposition. The transcript has 5 exons.
AUGAGGGAUUGCACUUGGAGGAUUCAUGCUUCAAUUCUAAGAGACAAAGUCAGUUGGGCCAUAAAGAAGCUAAAAGGAGAGCAUGCAACUUGUGGGAGGCUGGAAGAGAAUCCUAUGGUCUCUUCAGCAUGGCUAUGCAGACAUUUGCUUCAAGGCUUAGAGGCAAACCCAGAUGUCCUAGUUGAGUCAUUGCAGAGGUUGUGCAUGGAAAGGUACAGGAUCCAUGUGAAGUUAAGAUUUUUACACAAAGUGAGGAGUUUAGGCAGGGAGCAAUUACAUAGUGGGUUUGCUGAGUCCUACGCAGCUCUUCCAAAGUAUGCUGAAAUGAUAAAGUCCACAAAUCCUGGGUCAUAUGCCCUUAUUACAUGGACUAGCAGUGGGGAUCAAAGUUUGAAAUUCAAGGCAUGUUUCAUAUCUUUUGCAGCUCAAGUUAGAGGAUUUUUAGGGGGUUGUAGACCUAUCAUAGGAAUAGAUGGUGCACAUUUAAGUGGGUAUUACAAAGGGAUUAUGCUCACUGUAGUUGCAAUUGAUGGGAAUAAUGAGAUCUUUGUAAACUUGAGGUGCCUGUUUGCUCAGUAUGGAUCUCAGAAGGAUGACUGGACUUUUAUCAGUGACAGGAUGAGGGGGGUUGAAUCAGCAUUGUUUGAGGUGUUCCCAAGAGCUACAAGGAGAGUAUGCUGCCAGCAUUUGUACUCAAAUUGCAAGGCUGCAGGAUGGAGUGGGACAAAAUUUCAUAAGUUGUUUUGGAUUGCUGCAAAUGCCUACAAUGAAGUCAUUCAAUGCCAUAACAAAGGCCAACAAGGACAUGCCUCUGUUGACAUUGCUGGAAGGAAUUGGUGCAUGAAAAGGAUGGGUUCCAGGUUUGAUAAAGCAGUGGACAUGGAACCUAAUGAGCUGACAGAGCAUGCAAAGGGGGUGUUGGAAACUAGGAUUGAUGAGUCUAGGUUCUGCCAUGUCACUGCAGUUGGUGGUGGAGAGUUUGAGGUGAGGGAUGGCCAUGUCAAGUUCCCUGUCACCCUUGGAAAUAUGACUUGUGGGUGUGGGAAAUGGCAAGGAUCAGGGAUCCCAUGCAAGCAUGGUCUUAGGGUCAUUUACAACCAGAGACUUGAUCCUAGGGACUUUGUGUCUCCUUUCUACAAGGGGGAUGCAUAUAAACAGACUUAUGGAGACCACAUCCACCCCAUGGCUGAUCCAACUCACUGGCCUUCACUUGAUGUGCCAGAAAUUUGCACCUCCCCAAGGGAAAAGAAAUGCAGGCAGACCACCUAA